AUGAAAAGUGCUAUUGAGAAAGUUCAAUCCGGAGAAAUGGGCCUUAAUAAAGCUUACGCUGAAUUCAAUGUGCCAAAAACUAAUUUAAAAAGGACAAUAAAGAAAUACUUGACCACCCAAAAUAUUGAGGAAGCCACAGAAAAGAACUUAGGUAGAUUUAAGCAGAUAUUUACCAAAGAUCAAGAACUGGAAUUAGCUGCGUAUGUUAAAGAUAUUGAAAGUCGAUUUUUUGGAUUAACCACUGAGACUUAG
Molecule: messenger RNA, 252 nt
Organism: Arctia plantaginis
Lineage: Eukaryota; Metazoa; Arthropoda; Insecta; Lepidoptera; Erebidae
Source: the annotation of a GenBank genome assembly